Molecule: messenger RNA, 1392 nt
Organism: Armigeres subalbatus
Lineage: Eukaryota; Metazoa; Arthropoda; Insecta; Diptera; Culicidae
Product: probable serine hydrolase
Exons: 2
Coding region: 91-1023 (310 amino acids)
Molecular function (GO): hydrolase activity
Source: RefSeq, a predicted model, not a curated record
GGAGUGGCGCACUGUCGUCAAAUAUGAUUGCGAGGCCCAGUGAAUCAGUAGUGAUAUUUUAGCUGUCUCGGGAAGCGAAUCAACCUGAUCAUGACUACCAACAAAACUCAAUUUUUCGAAGUCAGUAUAAACGUUCCGUUUGGAGUCAUCGCUGGAAAAUGGUAUGGAUCGAAGGACGUUCGACCAAUUUUGUUCAUUCAUGGGUUUGAGGAUAAUUGCGGAUCUUUCGACAAACUCAUCCCCCUGCUACCGUCCCAUGGAAGCUAUUUGGCCAUUGAUCUACCAGGAUGUGGCCUGUCCUCUAGAAUUCCUCCGGGGAUGUUGAAUAAUGUUUCCGAUUGGGUUCUAGUGAUACUGUGGAUUAUGAAAGCUUACCGAUGGCCCACGGUGUCAUUGGCAGGGCAUUCUAUGGGUGCAAUGGCGUGCUACUGUUUCAUAGGAUUCUUUCCAGCAAAAGUGGAUCUGUUUAUUGCAAUAGACGCGUUGCACCUUUCCCACUUCGAACAAAUUCUAGACCAACAAGCAUACUUCAUCACCCGAUCAAUGAAAGCAGACGGUGAGAAUUUGAGCAGCGUUCCGGCAACUGAGUACACCUACGAGCAGUUGAUUGAGAAAGUGCAUAAUUUGCCUUCUUGCACCGUACCGAAGGAGCUUUGCCAUUGUCUUCUUCAGAGAAAUAUCAGCAAAUCACAGACGUUACCCGAGCACUACUACUUCCAUUAUGAUAAACGUAUCAAGUAUCCGUUUUUCAUGGGUUGGUCAAUGGAAGCGACUGCAUUGACCGCGAAGCGUAUCAAAUGUCCAGUGCUGCUGAUUUUUGCCACCGAUUCUCUUUUCUAUGGAGACAGGGAGGAGGUUGCAAGGACGGUGGAACAAAUAAAAAAGAAUAAUCAUACAAAACUGGUGCACAUCACUGGAGGUCAUUACAUACACUUGACAGACGCCGAUCAAGUAGCAGCCACAAUUGAAAUGUUCCUGAAUGAGAUUGAGUAUUAUAACAAGUGUGUUCAAAGCAAAAUUUAAUAUGGUGUGUGUUUCGGUGGAAUGAAUAAAAAACAAAGUGUUAAUAUGUAGUCUGAAUAUAAAUAAUGGAAAGAUCUCACCAAAUGACAUAUUAUGAUUUUUUGGCAGAAUAUAUGCAUUUUAUUAUAACUUGCUUAGUUAGUUACUAGAUGAUGAUUAAUGACACGGCACCUGCGGUUAUCACACUGUAAUAGCUUUGAGCUACAGGUAGUAAAACUCGAUUCUGUGCUGUUGAUGCUGAGCACGAGCCGAAUCACGAUAAUUUAUGCAAGUGCUGUUGAACGGUUAGCAUGAGGCUCGCGCACGGCAGUAAAAAUUAAACAGUUUGCAUCGGAAGUGUUAGAUGCAAGUCGCAAAAUAUAAAGAGUG